Messenger RNA from Cajanus cajan (pigeon pea), 1404 nucleotides. RefSeq names its product GDSL esterase/lipase At1g29670. NCBI's taxonomy places the organism in Eukaryota, Viridiplantae, Streptophyta, Magnoliopsida, Fabales, Fabaceae. The record is from RefSeq and is a predicted model, not a curated record. Gene Ontology annotation, molecular function: hydrolase activity, acting on ester bonds.
GUUUGCUCACUUUUACAAAUACAUAGCCACCACAUCUAAAUAUAGUUUGUUGUUGUGUCAAUGGCAUCUAUGAAAUGGAUUAUGAUCCACGUAGCGGUGGUGGUUGUGGGUUUGUGGAGUGGAGUUGGAGUUGCACAGCAAGUACCUUGCUACUUCAUUUUUGGAGACUCUUUGGUGGAUAAUGGGAACAACAACCAGCUCAACUCAUUGGCAAAAGCUAAUUACCUUCCUUAUGGGAUUGACUUCCCUGCUGGCCCAACUGGAAGGUUUUCCAAUGGCAAAACCACUGUUGAUGUUGUCACUGAGCUUUUGGGGUUCAACGGUUACAUACGUCCCUAUGCAAAUGCUAGAGGCCGAGACAUACUUAGCGGAGUCAAUUAUGCUUCUGCAGCUGCUGGAAUUAGAGAGGAAACUGGACAGCAACUGGGAGCCCGUAUCAGUUUUAGAGGGCAGGUGCAAAAUUACCAAAGGACAGUGUCCCAGAUGGUAAAUUUGUUAGGAGAUGAGAACACCACUGCAAAUUACCUGAGCAAGUGCAUUUAUUCAAUUGGAUUGGGUAGCAAUGAUUACCUUAACAACUAUUUCAUGCCUCUAGUCUAUUCCAGCAGCAGGCAAUACACACCACAACAAUAUGCUGAUGUUCUUAUUCAAGCAUACGCUCAACAAAUCAGGAUUCUGUACAACUAUGGGGCAAGAAAAAUGGCCUUAUUUGGUGUUGGUCAAAUAGGUUGUAGCCCUAAUGAAUUGGCCCAAAACAGUCCAGAUGGUAGAACAUGUGUGGCAAGAAUCAAUUCUGCAAACCAAUUAUUCAACAAUGGAUUGAGAUCUCUUGUUGAUCAACUCAACAACCAGCUUCCAAAUGCAAAACUCAUCUAUAUAAACACUUAUGGUAUCUUUCAAGAUAUCAUAAACAGCCCAUCAUCCUUUGGAUUCAGAGUCACAAAUGCUGGUUGCUGUGGGGUAGGAAGGAACAAUGGUCAAAUUACAUGUCUGCCCCUGCAACCCCCAUGCAGAAACAGGAGGGAUUACCUGUUUUGGGAUGCAUUUCAUCCAACUGAAGCUGCCAAUACUGUCAUUGGAAGGAGAGCUUACAAUGCUCAAUCUCCAUCAGAUGCUUACCCUAUUGAUAUCAAUCGCUUAGCUCGGAUCUAAAGAGGAUCUAGUAGUGCCGAUUGUAAUGUUUGUGUGUUCUCUGUUUUUUUUAAUCAGUAGAAAAUAUUAUAGAACAGCGAUGAGAAUUAAACUUCAAGUUUUUAUGCUGUUACUCAAACCUCACCGUGAAACCGGCCUAGUCGUUUAUGUUUGUAACAUCACUUUUGCUUUCAUAUUUUAAAUGUUGUAUUCAUAAGUUCAAGUGUAAUUUGUCAUAAAAGUUUUGGUUUAAGAUUUGCAUUUUGGUAGUCA